UGGAAAUUAACGGAGCGCUGUUGCUCCAAUAUGUCUAAACUAACUAGUUACCCCUUUUUACCACCUAGUGAUUAAAGUCGGGUUUAAAUAUUUGUUUUCACAAUCCUCUUCGUUCGUCUUGGAAUGACAAUCCAGUCUCAUUUCUCUCUGAUACGCGAAACGAUUCAUUGCUUGAAGAUAAUGUCCUCAGAAAUUUUAACAUGUCAAUGCGUCCUCUCACUCACCGUUUUUCUGGGAUUCAUGAUCCACCACAUGCUCCGAGUCAACAUUUCAAUCGCAAUAGUUGAAAUGGUCUUCAGGAAUAAUUCCAACGUCACUCAAGAAGACCACGGUCCUCGCUACUACUGGAACGAGGAGCAAAAGAACGAUGUUUUGGGCUACUUCUUCUGGGGUUACAUCAUAACCCAAAUUCCCGGAGGGCGACUUUCAGAGAAACUAGGAACCAAGAUUGUGGUAGGAAUUGGUCUUCUGAGUGCCAGCAUUUUGACCCUGCUCACACCCGUAGCAGCCCAUAUGGGCUACCUUUGGCUCGUCGUGGCUAGAUUUUGUCUGGGUGUGUCCUUAGGCAUAUACUGGCCUUCCACGCCUCCCAUGGCCGCGAAAUGGAUACCACCAGCUGACAUUGCAACUUUUAUGUCCCAUAUGGUAGCUAGUUCUUUGGGAGUCGCCGUCACGUUGCCGGUUUGUGGGUACCUGAUAGCUUACUGGGGCUGGGCUAGCGUUUUCUACGUCACGGGAAGCAUAGCUCUGACUUGGUCCCUGUGUUGGUUCUACUUGAUUUACGACUCACCUGAAGAACAUCCACGGAUAAGCACCACCGAGAAGGAAAAACUUCGACUCGAGAUAAAACCUGUCAACACGUCACUGAAGAAACCUCCGAUUCCUUGGAUGAAAAUGUUGACUUCGGGACCUGUGUGGUCGGUAAUAGUGGGUAACACUUGUGCUGGGUGCACUCUAUUCGUGGCUUUCAAUCAACUUCCGACCUACAUGGGUUACGUGCUCCAUUUCAACAUCAAAGCGAACGGAUGGUUUUCCAGUUUACCCUACUUAGCCAGAUACUUAGUGUCACUAGCGUCCUGCAUAAUCGCCGACAAACUCAAAAAAAGCGGAAAAUUCUCAACCACGACUAUUCGAAAAUUUUUCAAUGGUUUGUUCUUCGUGGGUGCUGGAUGCCUCUUCACGGUGCAAGCAUUGUGGGGCUACAGCGGAAUAGUGUCCAUUAUGGUGUUUACAGGAUCUUUGGGUUUGAUGGGUUGCGUUACAGCAGGAGUUUUUACCAAUCCUGUGGAUAUAUCGCGUGCUUUCUCGGGGACGAUUCUUGGUGUGAGUCAAGUGCCUGCCGCUUUGGUGGGUUAUGGUACUACUGAAGUUGUGGCUUUCUUUACUAAAGAGGAACAAGGGUUCGAGCAGUGGGCUUCCGUUUUCUGGAUUCUGGUCGGAGUGAAUGCUUUUGCGGCGGUGUUUUCUUUUAUUUUUACUUCUGGGGAGGAACAGAGCUGGAGUGUGAGUGCGGACGUGAGGGAAAUGGAGCAACUAGAAAGUAGAGACAACGUAAAAAAAUAAACGAUUGGAAUUA
Molecule: messenger RNA, 1576 nt
Organism: Zophobas morio
Lineage: Eukaryota; Metazoa; Arthropoda; Insecta; Coleoptera; Tenebrionidae
Product: sialin-like
Exons: 4
Coding region: 124-1563 (479 amino acids)
Biological process (GO): monoatomic anion transport; transmembrane transport
Cellular component (GO): membrane
Molecular function (GO): transmembrane transporter activity
Source: RefSeq, a predicted model, not a curated record